Molecule: messenger RNA, 1764 nt
Organism: Amyelois transitella
Lineage: Eukaryota; Metazoa; Arthropoda; Insecta; Lepidoptera; Pyralidae
Exons: 11
Coding region: 1-1641 (546 amino acids)
Biological process (GO): sensory perception of taste
Cellular component (GO): membrane; axon; neuronal cell body
Source: RefSeq, a predicted model, not a curated record
AUGGUCAUAGGGUUUCUGCAGAUAGGAAGGGACUUACACCAGAAAGAUGAUGAUUCAUUGGAUCAAGCGGAGCCAAGAAUAGUAAGCGAUGAAGAUAAAAACUCCUUGUUAUAUUACCAGCCAGUAAUAAAUGAAAACUUUAUAACUGCGCCUGAUUCAGUUUUGAUGAAUCAAGAUUUUCGGAGAGAAAAAAGGCAAAUUGGUUCAAGUGAUACACAGAUGAUGAUUGGGACAUUUCAAGCUAUUGUAAGACCAAUGACUGCGAGCAAUCCGCUGGGAGGUUUAACUUCAAACAACGCUGAAAUAGUGCCUGAAGAGAAGAAAGAAGAUCAAAAUCACAUGCAUUCAAAGUGGCUUGCUGUUCCACAUUGUACAAUUUCAGGAUUCAGGGCUUGGUCCCUCCAAAUAUGCAGAAUAAUGGGGUUCGCUCCACUGACCUUCGAAAGAGAAGGUUCAGGCUGGACCAUGCGAGUCUCGGGAUCUUCAUAUUUAUAUAGCUUAUUUCUGAUCACCGCAUUAAACAUAACGGGAAUAAUAACUAUAUAUAUGGACAUAACGUUCCCUGAACGAGCGAUCCUUUUAAAUUCCUCGACAAAGGCAAUCAUUUGGAGCAUAAACUUCUCCGUCGCAGCUUUUGCUAUUACCAUUAGUGCCAUAAAAGCACCAACUACUAUGAAAGCUAUGAUUGGCUUUAUGAAUCGUGUACAAAAGAUUAAUUUGCAAAUCAACAAUAACUUUAUUUGGAUAGAAAGAAGAUGCAUUGUAGUCAUGCUUAUAAUUCUUAUCUUAGCGAUAAUGCUAUCUGCUUACGACUGCUAUUCAUUACUUAUGCUGGUUCGAGGCGACUAUAGAAAAACUAUUAUUGGUUUUCUUUACAUAAGCCACUACUGGUUUUACUUGAGUCCAGCCUUCAUUAUAUUGCAAUUCGGACUAAAUGUCCUUUCUUUACAAACUGCUCUUAAAACUAUUAAUGACCAUCUGGAAAGCUUGUGCCAUAGAAAUAUUAAUAAAGGGUUCCAUAGCAUUCAAGAUAGAUUAACAAAAUCGACACAUGAUAUUUUAUUUCACAUCGUUGUGCCUAUAAAAUCAGUGAAUAUCGAGAUUGAUCAAUUGACUAAUAACACAGAUGUUUCAUUGCCGACAAAAACGUCUGUUCAUGAUACAAUUCGGUCUCUGACACUGAAGUUCUUGGAUAUCUGUGAUUUAAUAGAGGAAGUUAACAAAUACUUCGGAGGCAUAGUGUUGAUGGUACUUGCAACCAACCUUAUUCAGUUGGUCAUCACGUGGUACUACACAUUUAUAGCCAUAUUCACGAAGCCCCAAAUAACGAUGCAAAUAGCGUGGUGCUUGAAACAACUGGCCACUCUGCUGUUGUUGACGGAACCGUGCCACUGGACACAACAGGAAUUGGGUCGCGCUCGUCUUCUGAUCAGCCAUUUGAGCUCCGAAAGAGCCAUAGUCAUUGGACCUAUGGUAGCUGAAUUGAGAAAGUUUUCCUCCUGCCUCAGACUGACCAAAGCUACGUAUUCACCGUUAGGAAUUUGUACUCUGGCAAGACCAGUUUGCGUUUCAGUCAUAGGUUCUGUUAUAACUUAUUUAGUCAUACUUAUUCAGUUCAACACCGAUAUUCGCAAGAAAUAAGCUAAGUACUUUAUUGCAAUUGACGGCAAAUAAAUACCAUAUUAAAUAAAAAAUAAAAUAUUUUUAUAAUAAUGUAAUUUUAUGGAAUUGUGACCUCUUCCAGGCGACAUUUUCGUUUUUUCU